Messenger RNA from Symphalangus syndactylus (siamang), 1593 nucleotides. RefSeq names its product replication factor C subunit 2 (gene RFC2). Gene Ontology annotation, cellular component: nucleus; DNA replication factor C complex. NCBI's taxonomy places the organism in Eukaryota, Metazoa, Chordata, Mammalia, Primates, Hylobatidae. Gene Ontology annotation, biological process: DNA repair; DNA-templated DNA replication. Gene Ontology annotation, molecular function: DNA binding; ATP binding; DNA clamp loader activity. The record is from RefSeq and is a predicted model, not a curated record.
CGCUCGCGCCCGGCGGAAGCCAGAGGGCGGGGCUUGCGUGGUGGCGUCACGGGGCGGUGCUUCGGGUGGCGGGAAGAGGAGGCGCGAGAAUGGAGUUGGAGGCCGUCUGUGGUGGCGCGGGCGAGGUGGAGGCCCAGGACCCUGACCCUGCCCCUCCCUCCAGCAAGGCCCCCGGCAGCGCCGGCCACUAUGAGCUGCCGUGGGUUGAAAAAUAUAGGCCAGUAAAGCUGAAUGAAAUUGUCGGGAAUGAAGACACCGUGAGCAGGCUAGAGGUCUUUGCAAGGGAAGGAAAUGUGCCCAACAUCAUCAUUGCGGGCCCUCCAGGAACCGGCAAGACCACAAGCAUUCUGUGCUUGGCCCGGGCCCUACUAGGCCCAGCACUCAAAGAUGCCGUGUUGGAACUCAAUGCUUCAAAUGACAGGGGCAUUGACGUUGUGAGGAAUAAAAUUAAAAUGUUUGCUCAACAAAAAGUCACUCUUCCCAAAGGCCGACAUAAGAUCAUCAUUCUGGAUGAAGCAGACAGCAUGACCGACGGAGCCCAGCAAGCCUUGAGGAGAACCAUGGAAAUCUACUCUAAAACCACUCGCUUCGCCCUUGCUUGUAACGCUUCGGAUAAGAUCAUCGAGCCCAUUCAGUCCCGCUGUGCCGUCCUCCGGUACACAAAGCUGACCGACACCCAGAUCCUCACCAGGCUGAUGAAUGUUAUCGAGAAGGAGAGGGUACCCUACACUGAUGACGGCCUGGAAGCCAUCAUCUUCACGGCCCAGGGAGACAUGAGGCAGGCGCUGAACAACCUGCAGUCCACCUUCUCAGGAUUUGGCUUCAUUAACAGUGAGAACGUGUUCAAGGUCUGUGACGAGCCCCACCCACUGCUGGUAAAGGAGAUGAUCCAGCACUGUGUGAACGCCAACAUCGACGAAGCCUACAAGAUUCUUGCUCACUUGUGGCAUCUGGGCUACUCACCAGAAGACAUCAUUGGCAACAUCUUUCGAGUGUGUAAAACUUUGCAAAUGGCAGAAUACCUGAAACUGGAGUUCAUCAAGGAAAUUGGAUACACUCACAUGAAAAUAGUGGAAGGAGUGAACUCCCUUUUGCAGAUGGCAGGCCUCCUGGCAAGGCUGUGUCAGAAGACAAUGGCCCCGGUGGCCAGUUAGAGCAGAGACUUCACUGACUGACUUAGAGGUGCCCUAUUCUGAGGUAUAGAAGCCGCAGCUUUCUGAUGGGGGAAAAUGCCACCUUAGGCUGGAGCCAGCUUGACUGUCCUUUAAACUCCAGUGGCUGGCCAGGUGCGGUGGCUCACGCCUGUAAUCCCAACACUUUGGGAGGCUGAGGCAGGUGGAUCACCCGAGGUCAGAAGUUCAAGACCAGCCUGGCCAACAUGGGGAAACCCUGUCUUUACUAAAAAUAUAAAGCUGGGUGUGGUGGCGGGCACCUGUAAUCCCAGCUACUCGGGAGGCUGUGGCAGGAGAAUCUCUUGAUUGAGGAGGUGGAGGUUGCAGUGAGCCAAGAUCAUACCAUUGCACUCCAGCCUGGGCGACAGAGACUCCGUCUGGGGAAAAAAAAAAUUAAAUAAAUAAACUCCCGUAGCUUUCA